CUCCCGUUUCUACGAAUCCGGGGGGUUGUCCAUCUUCCUAUUUCUCACGCAACCUCUCUUUAUUUAAACCUCUCGUCAUUGCGAGUUUUGAUGCUCCCGCGAAUUCGCUUCCUUCCCGCCCUCCUUUGAGCCGUUAGGGCGUCGCCGAGCAUCCUGUCUCUUUCCGUGCCACGUUCGUCGGUUCUCCGGCGAGGAAGAGUUUGUCCAAGCGAGACAUCGAAGAUGGCGCUCGUGGUGAUGUGCGGCCAGCCGUGCAGCGGGAAGUCGAUGGCAGCUUGUCUCCUCGCUGGAAUCCUCCGAUCGCAAGACCUCAAGGUCAGGCUCAUCGACGAGUCUUCUCUUCAUCUCGACCGGAACGUCGCCUAUGCUGACAUGACAGCAGAGAAGAACUUGAGAGGGGUGCUUCGAUCUGAAGUUGAUAGAUCUUUGUCGAAGGACAACAUUGUCAUAGUUGACUCUUUGAAUAACAUUAAGGGCUACAGAUAUGAAUUAUGGUGCCUAGCUCGAGCUGCUGGCAUAAAAUAUUGUGUGGUAUACUGUGAUACAGAGGAAGAUGAGUGUAGAAAGUGGAACAAGGAGCGUGGUGAUAGAGGAAAGAUUAUGUACAGUGAUAAGGUGCUUGAUGAUCUGAUAAGAAGAUUUGAAAAGCCAGAUAGACGCAAUCGUUGGGAUUACCCACUUUUUGAGUUGUUCCCAUCUAAAGAUGGGAUAAACGAAUCAUCUACAGCUGUCACAGAUGCUGUCUCUUACUUGACAGCAAAAUCAACUACUAAAUCUAGGGAUGUUCAUGUUCUCCAGCCAACUAUUGCUACUCAGAAUGCACGUAUGUCUGAUGCUAAUUCACUUUAUGAAAUGGAUCAAGCAACACAGGAAGUGAUAAAUGCAAUUGUAGAGGCGCAGUCUAAUGGGCUUGGUGGACCCUUAAAUAGGAUUAACAUUGGUCAUGGAUUACCAACUAUAUCCUUUUCUUUUAUGUGUAAUAGGCCUGUGGGAUUGCCAGAAUUGCGUCGGCUUAGGAAAACCUUUAUAAAGUUAACGGCACAGACUAGUUUGAGUGGGCCUCCUCCACCUUCAGAUGCAGACAGUGUCAAAAGAAUGUUUGCAGAUUAUUUGAACAGGGAAAUAAGGGCUGCAUGAUAAAGACACGUAGUAAAGUGUCAAUAUCUCACUUUUAUCCAGGCCAACCAAUUGGCAAAUUCUGGUCCGGGGCUGUCCUGCAUCUUGACAGUAAAAAUGAAGGAGCAACAGGCGUUUAGUAACUUAAAAGGGUUGCAUGUGUUUCUUGAUUGCUCAUGUAUGCAGAAAAUUUUAUUUUGUUUGUUGGCUUCUUUUCUUUUGCUGUAAUAUUUAUUCAAAGCUAUGCUCGAGCCAUAUGUACCUGUUCAAUCGAUACAUAAAAAUUGAUGCUACACAAUAUGCAGUCCUUCAGUCAUUUGACAGAUGAUGCUUCUAUUGCAGGAACGCAUCUGCUUAUAUGUUUGAAGGCCUGUUCGUAUGUAAACUUGCUACAAAGAAGAAAAUGUGUUUAUUGACUUGAAAAA
Molecule: messenger RNA, 1541 nt
Organism: Nymphaea colorata (pocket water lily)
Lineage: Eukaryota; Viridiplantae; Streptophyta; Magnoliopsida; Nymphaeales; Nymphaeaceae
Product: protein KTI12 homolog
Exons: 10
Coding region: 223-1137 (304 amino acids)
Source: RefSeq, a predicted model, not a curated record